Cinara cedri is the source of this 1524-nucleotide messenger RNA. The record is from the annotation of a GenBank genome assembly. NCBI's taxonomy places the organism in Eukaryota, Metazoa, Arthropoda, Insecta, Hemiptera, Aphididae.
UGUGAAGGUGCAGAAAAAUUAAACCGGUGUCGUUGAUUUUAACACCGGUUACUCUGAAAAUUUUCUCAAAUUCAUACCGGUUUGUACCAACGAAUUUCUUGUCUGUGUUAAUUCUUAUCAGUGUCAGCCCCCUGAUACUUGAUAGUUGUGUGCGUUUUUUAAAGAAUUGAACCGUUGUUUAUAAUAUUUAAAGCUGAAAUGAAUUGAUGAUUAUAAUAUUUCUGCAUAGAUGUCUCCUGUUGUUCAUUAUGUCAAUAAGGUAUGAUCGAUUUGUAUUAAUCUUGCCUAUUUUUAUUUGGAACAAAACUAAUUUCACCCCAUUUCCAAGCAGUUUUAUUUUGAUGUAUUUCUUGAUGCUUAAGAUUAUGGUACAAAAAUUAUAUUAGAAAUUAUAGCUAUCAGAAAUUGUUGAUACAUAAUAUGGGUAGAGUUAGCUGAAUAGGUAGAUACUCCACUUUGUUGAGAGGAGUUAUGUAAAUUAAAUUUUUCAGGCCAAAUAAAUAAAUAUUAGAUAUGAUUUAACAUGAUUAUUAUAUGAAAAUAAAUUUAUAAAUAAAACAAUUGUUUUUUACUAUUUAAUUUUUUAUGCCAUAUAAACCAGUUUUGUUUGUUGUUUCAGUUUUGGUUUUUUCCCUGUUACCUAAAUAUGUGCAUUUAUAUUUAAAAAUUCUAUUUUUUUUUUUUUGUUUAAUAAUUUUAAGAACUUUGUGCUUAUACAUAAAGUGUUUCUCAGUGAAUCCCAGUAUCCUGAGUAAGAAUAAAAUCAAAAUUCCAUUCCCCAGUUAUGAUAGAUGGAUAGUAAAAAAAAAAAAUUGUUACUCAAUGAUAUGUUGUAUUUUUAAUUUACAAUAAUCUAUGUAAUUAUACUUUUAAAAUUUUCAGGGUUGGAAUUGCAAGACUUUUAGUAAAUGUUGCAGUAGGAUGUUGUAGUGCAGCAUUAACAUAUGUAAUGUAUACAUAUUUCAACAAAGAACAAAAUGAAGUGUUAUUUUUUUACGGAAAUAAUUCUACAAGUUGCUCUUCUAGCAAUAGUGAUAAUACUAUAAAUGCACUUAAUCAUUGUAAUUGUAUGGAUUGUAAUGUUCUCAAAAUUAUCAGUUGGAUUGAUGGAGCAAAGAAAACAUUAGACAUCUGUUUAUAUGUUUUUAAUCAUGAGAUGCUACUGAAAGCAGUUAUCAAUGCUCAUAAACGUGGAGUUUGUGUCAGACUAAUCUUAAAUGAAGACAAUUCAAGAUUAACAUGGAAUUUAGGGUGUAUUGGUAUUCCAAAAAGAGUUAAAAACCCUGAGUUGAAUUCUAAUUUAAUGCACCAUAAGUUUACCAUUAUUGACAACAAAAGAAUCAUUUUAGGAUCUCUUAACUGGAGUCAAAAUGCAACUCGGUCAAAUUGGGAAAAUAUAUUUAUCACAAAUGAAUGUGAAAUAGUUAAUACAUUCAAACAAGAAUUUCAAAGACUUUGGUUAGAAUUUAAUGAUUAGAAUUAAUUUUAAAUUAGAUAAUUUCAAGUUUAUCUAUUAUAAACAAC